ACUAAUUUGGUUAAGAAUACCUAGAAUUUUCGAAAUGAUAACAUUCUAAAAAAUAAGAACUUGAGAAAGGUUUUCAAACCGUCUCUACAAUUAAUUAAAAUUACGUAACCGUACCAUUAUAGGCUCACAGGAGAAAGCUAGAAAAGGAAGGAAAAAAAAAAAACACUAACAAUGGCGAGAAGAAGAUUUCUGCUGUUGUUGAAACCUUUCGACGCGUACCCAUCUCUCCACCGCAAUGGUCUCUCGUCGCGCGUCACGAACCCUAAGGUACUAAAGCAUCUAGACAACAGGCGUUUGGUUCACAAGGAAGCUAUAAAUUUCUGUCAGAAUGUUUUGAGGAAUAAGUUUGUUGAUUGCAUACCAGUCUCCCGCCAUGACCUACAGCCGAUUCGAGAUGUAGAUCUAGUUAUUACUAUAGGAGGCGAUGGUACAUUAUUACAGGGAAGCCAUUUUUUGGAUGAUAAAAUUCCGGUUCUUGGAGUGAAUUCUGAUCCAACUCAGGCAAGAGAGGUCAAUGAAGAUUUUGAUGCUACAAGGAGCACUGGCUAUCUUUGUGCAGCUACUGUUGAUAACUUUGAACAAAUAUUAGAUGAUAUUCUCGAGAAUCGUUCCAAGCCUUCAGAAGUUUCAAGGAUGUUAAUUCGUCUCAAUUCACAACAGCUGCCAACUUAUGCUCUUAAUGAUAUAUUGAUUGCCCAUCCUUGUCCUGCAACAGUUUCGCGGUUCUCAUUCAGAAUCAAGAAAGACGACCAGCCUUGUUCCCCUUUGAUUAAUUGCAGAUCAAGUGGUUUACGAGUGUCAACAGCUGCUGGAUCAACAGCAGCUAUGCUCUCAGCAGGUGGAUUUGCUAUGCCUAUUCUAUCCAAGGAGCUCCAGUAUAUCGUAAGGGAGCCCAUUGCUCCUGGAGCAAGCCAUGGAUUCAUGCACGGAGUUAUGAAGCACAAUGAAUUAAUGGAGAUUGCGUGGCACUGUAAAGAGGGGAUAAUCUAUGUUGAUGGUUCCCAUGUUGUUUAUCCUGUCCAACAUGGGGACACAGUUUUACUAUCUUCACAGACUCCCACGUUGAAAGUCUUUUUGCCUUCCCGUUUGUUGUCAUGACUCAUGAGUGUGUAUAUGUAUAUAUGCACCAAAAAAAAUAAAUUUUUGUAUAGGUAUAACAUGUGGGCUUGGAAACUGAAAUGAGGAUUAUAUUUCUGAAACAUGGAGCAUAAAUUUCUUGUGUCAUACCCAGUUUAUAUUGUUUCUUGCCA
Ipomoea nil (Japanese morning glory) is the source of this 1250-nucleotide messenger RNA. Its product is annotated as NADH kinase. The coding region runs from base 172 to 1098 and encodes 308 amino acids. The record is from RefSeq and is a predicted model, not a curated record. The transcript is spliced from 5 exons. Gene Ontology annotation, molecular function: NAD+ kinase activity. NCBI's taxonomy places the organism in Eukaryota, Viridiplantae, Streptophyta, Magnoliopsida, Solanales, Convolvulaceae. Gene Ontology annotation, biological process: NADP+ biosynthetic process; NAD+ metabolic process.